Messenger RNA from Nezara viridula (southern green stink bug), 351 nucleotides. The record is from the annotation of a GenBank genome assembly. NCBI's taxonomy places the organism in Eukaryota, Metazoa, Arthropoda, Insecta, Hemiptera, Pentatomidae.
AUGAGGUCGUUCGGAGUGGAACCAACUGCUUCAUCAAUCACAGUUGAAGAGGAGAGGAAGGCGAGGGAGCAGCUAGACCACGUCUUCAGGAAGUUGGAUAUCAACCAAGACGGCGUCAUAACCUUAGAAGAAUUUAUUGAAUCCUGUUUAAAGAUUGAGAGGAGGGUUGAGAUCGAGAAGCGAUGUGAAGGUUCAUUUAAGAGGCAGAUGUUUAGAAGAGGCGCUGACAUCGGUAAUACGAUGAUAAAAGAGCUAGGGGGGGGGAGGAAUGAAUGGAGUGGAAGUAUUAUAGAGAAGAGAGUACUAGAGGGAGGGAAGUACUACGGGGGAGGGAUGGAUAGGGUACUGUAG